This is a messenger RNA of Neurospora crassa OR74A, 1314 nucleotides long. RefSeq lists its product as hypothetical. Gene Ontology annotation, molecular function: riboflavin reductase (NADPH) activity; FMN binding. The transcript has 2 exons. Bases 228 to 1301 code for a protein of 357 amino acids. Lineage: Eukaryota; Fungi; Ascomycota; Sordariomycetes; Sordariales; Sordariaceae. The record is from RefSeq and is a predicted model, not a curated record.
CAGGGGCGUCAGGCGCGGUGUCCAGGGGCCCAUGCCCGCUGAAGUGCGUCAGUGCCAGGGCCGAAUUUUGGGUAGUGUCGGGGGAUAGCUUGAGAUAGCACCGAACGUUGGCACAUGGAAGGAACUUUUGCGCGAUUCAUCUCUUGUCAACAACAUCAUCGCCAGCCUUCCAGAGACUGUCAAUCUUUUUCAAUUGGCUUUCCGCGAAGCCGCUAAAUGGGUCUGAGAUGAGCGGUCGCCGGGUCUUGGGCUUCACUGCCGAGCAAGCGCAUAUCUGCAAUCGCAAUGGCAUCUACCCGGUGCAGUCACAGAAACCGUCAAUCAGGAUCAUGACGGCAGCAGCACAAUGGCGAGUUGCUGCUGGACAGCACGCCAGAACAUAUCAACUCUUUUGUCGAGCCAUCCACACCAGUCACAUCCAUGCCCGAGAAUGGACAAUAACCGACCCCAAACCACCAUCUCCCCCAAAUCGACCACAUCAUCCACUCGGCCCCGCCCAUAAGGAGCUCUCCCCGAUCGCCGAACGAACCCGUUCCCUUAUGCGCCUCUUCCCACAUUCCGUUGUAGUAUGCACCUCUACCGAUACACAUACGCAUAGCCAUUCCUUGCAGUCGCACAAGCCUCAUAAGCCGACCAUGCGCGGCAUGACCAUGUCCUCUCUCACCUGCCUCGGCCUUUCCCCCUCGCCCAUUGUCAGCUUCAACAUCAACCAUUUGUCCCGGACACUGGACGCAUUGCGCGCCAGCAGGCGGUUCAAUAUCCAUAUCCUUACAGAUGACAUCGCGGGCGCGGCGAUUGCGGACUGGAUGACCAGGGGAAACAGCGAAGGGCCAGAAAAGGUGUUCAGAGGGCUGGAGAGUGAAUGCGGGUGUGUGGUUGCCAACCGUGAGGCGAUGGAUGUGCGUAGGGACGAUGGAGAGGCACCCCUACUGGAUGGGGACGGUGUGCUCUAUAUAAUGAAGUGCAGGGUAUUGGAGGAGCCUAUGGCGGGCUUCGUCCCCGUCCGGGAUCACGUUAUUGUGCUGGGAGAGGUCGAGGAGAUUGUCGAGGGGCUUGGCGUUAAGCGCGGUACAGAAGAAGGGGAAGAGGUGGACUCGUUGGAUCCUGCUGAACUGGAGAAGUCCGAAGGAAAGGGUAUAGACGGAUCACAGUUCGGACUAGUGUAUGCCGACAGAAGGUAUAGACAGUUAGGGAACUGUAUAGUGCCGCUGCAUGGUCCAGUUAGGAGUACUCACGAGGACGAGCCUGUGAAGAACGCUAGUAGUAGGAUUAGUACACUUCCCGAACUAACAAACUCUUAACCAAACAACCGAA